Molecule: messenger RNA, 904 nt
Organism: Triticum urartu
Lineage: Eukaryota; Viridiplantae; Streptophyta; Magnoliopsida; Poales; Poaceae
Gene: NDHU
Product: Chaperone DnaJ-domain superfamily protein
Cellular component (GO): NAD(P)H dehydrogenase complex (plastoquinone); chloroplast; chloroplast thylakoid membrane
Source: RefSeq, a predicted model, not a curated record
GCUAAAGAAACUUUUAUUUCCAUCCCCACUUCCCUUAUCUCCCGCGCUCCUCUUCCUCCACUCCCCAUGGCUGCCGUUGGCGUCACCUCCCCGGCGGCGCCGGCCACCGUAUCCGCCGCCGUAUGUUCCUCGUCCACGCGCCGCCGAGUCCAUCUUGUCCCUACCCGAUUCUUCACAGCAGCGUCGUUCCGCGGGCGAUGUGCCGCUGCGGCCGACGGCGGGGCCGCGGCCACGGAGGACCUGGCUGCGGCAGCGGAUGGGUAUCCCGACGCUGGAACUGACGUCGCCGGCGGCGCUGCCACUUCCACGCGGCCUCCCUACUCGCUCAUCUCCGCCGCCAACGUGCAGAAGGCGAUGCGCGGCCUUGGUGCGCGUUUCUUGUUUGAUUUAUACGCAAUUACAGAUGCUGAUCACUAUGGGAGGCUUGGAAUUACCAGAUUAGCGUCAACCGAUGAGGUCAAAGCUGCAUAUGAGAAAAGGUGUGAACAACUAAACAAGCAAGGACUGGAAGAAGAGGAAAUCAGCAAGGAACAUGACCUAUUGAAGGAAUCUUUUACCAUAUUAUCAACCGAGGAAGAGAGAAGAUUAUAUGAUUGGAGCUUGGCGAGGAAUGGGCAGCCUGAGCGAUAUGUUUGGCCCUUUGAAGUUGACCCCAUGGAGUUGGCACCAGAUCCUCCUAAGGAACCGGAAGAUGAGUUUCCUACAAAGCUUGUCGGCUACUUCUUGUUGACAUGGUUCAUAAUUUCUGUAGCCUGCUCGCUGAUUCUCAACAGAUCAUGAAGUUCUCCGUAAACGAAGAUGAAUAAUAGCUCAACAGUGUUUUUCUAAAUUAGUCGAAGUACAUAACUGCACAGUUUGUACAGAUAAACUAUAUGAAUCUUUAAUUAAUUAUUCACAUGGGCUA